This is a messenger RNA of Durio zibethinus, 1692 nucleotides long. RefSeq names its product ubiquitin receptor RAD23d-like. The record is from RefSeq and is a predicted model, not a curated record. Gene Ontology annotation, cellular component: nucleoplasm; cytosol. Gene Ontology annotation, biological process: nucleotide-excision repair; proteasome-mediated ubiquitin-dependent protein catabolic process. NCBI's taxonomy places the organism in Eukaryota, Viridiplantae, Streptophyta, Magnoliopsida, Malvales, Malvaceae. Gene Ontology annotation, molecular function: proteasome binding; damaged DNA binding; ubiquitin binding.
CAUCUUUAACAAAAGUUUUCUGAAAAUAAUAAGAAGUCUGCUUGCUUUGAUCCGACAAGAAAACACCCAAAUUAAAAAACCCUGAAAAUAAUUGGGUAGGUGGAUCCUUCACCGUACGAUUCAAUUAAUCCACAUGUCAAUUGAUUAUCUUAUCAAUUUCUGAAUCAUAAGGCGCAGAAGCAGCUCCCAUACGGUUUUAGGCUUGAAGUACUCUACUAGAUAUUGCUUGCUGGCCAACGUCUCCUCUCUCUCUCCAGAUAAAUAUAAGAUCGGCGGAUUUUAAUAAGAAAUAAAAAAAAAAAAAAGGGAGAGAGAGAUCGAAAUUAGCAGAAGAUGAAGAUUUUCAUUAAAACUCUCAAGGGCACUCACUUCGAUAUCGAAGUCAAACCCGAUGAUGCGGUUGCUGAUGUAAAAAAGAACAUAGAAACUGUUCAAGGUGCCGAUGUUUACCCUGCUGCACAACAAAUGCUUAUCCAUAAGGGGAAAGUUCUUAAAGAUGACACAACACUGGCUGAGAACUGUGUCACUGAAAAUAGCUUUAUUGUCAUCAUGUUGACAAAGAAUAAGAGUUCAUCUGGUGAGGCUGCAACUGCUUCAAUGGCUUCUAUCACUAAAGCUCCCCAAGCAAGUGCACCACCACCAGCUCCAACACCAGCUUCUGAUGCACCUGUUGCUACUUCAGCUACGGCUGCACCUGUCACUGAAUCUACUCCUGUUGCUUCAAGUACUACUGCGUUGGAAUCUGAUGUCUAUGGCCAAGCAGCAUCUAAUCUGGUCGCAGGAAGUAACUUAGAGGGUGCAAUCCAACAAAUUCUUGAUAUGGGUGGAGGGACCUGGGAUAGGGAUACUGUUGUCCGUGCCCUUCGUGCUGCUUAUAAUAACCCAGAGAGAGCUGUUGAAUAUUUGUAUUCUGGUAUCCCUGAGCAAGCUGAAGCUCCACCCAUUGCUCGUGUCCCUGUAGUUGGGCAAACCACUAACCCUCCAGCACAGCCCCAACAGCCUGCACAAGCGGCAGCUGUUCCUACAAGUGGACCCAAUGCUAAUCCAUUAGAUCUCUUUCCCCAGGGCCUUCCCAACGUGGGUGCAGGUGGUGCUGGGGCAGGCAAUCUUGAUUUUUUACGUAACAGUCCACAGUUCCAAGCUUUGCGGGCAAUGGUUCAGGCCAACCCACAAAUAUUGCAGCCUAUGCUUCAAGAGUUGGGGAAACAGAACCCUCAUUUAAUGAGACUUAUUCAAGAGCAUCAGGCUGACUUUCUUCGCCUGAUCAAUGAACCUGCUGAAGGUGGAGAGGGGAAUAUAUUGGGGCAAUUAGCUGAGGCAAUGCCACAAGCUGUACAAGUCACGCCUGAGGAACAUCAAGCCAUAGAACGGCUGGAAGCAAUGGGUUUUGAUCGAGCAACUGUGCUUCAAGUGUUCUUUGCCUGCAACAAGAAUGAGGAACUGGCAGCUAAUUACCUUUUAGAUCAUAUGCAUGAUUUUGAGGAUUGAUUUGGUAAAAGAAAAUGGUCAAGGGAAGUAAAUCUGUUUUUGUUUGUCUUUUGUCAUUCAAUUGCCUCCUCCCCCAACUCUACUGACUUUUAUUUCUUAAUCAAGUGAUGUGAAGUGUUUGGUGCGGACACAAGGGAUGUCAAGAUGUAACUUUCUUCCUUUUCAAGGACCAGUAUAACGACAUAUACGCAAGUGUCUUCCUAA